Messenger RNA from Peniophora sp. CBMAI 1063, 1494 nucleotides. The record is from the annotation of a GenBank genome assembly. NCBI's taxonomy places the organism in Eukaryota, Fungi, Basidiomycota, Agaricomycetes, Russulales, Peniophoraceae.
AUGCUCGCUGGCAUGCAGUCACACAAGACGAUCAAUCGCCAGCCUGCCAUACAGGCCUUACCUGACUACGGCCGGUCUCACUGCACCAUCUUGCCGAUCAGCGCCCACCGAGAUUGUUCUGACAUAGCACUCACAGCUGUCAUCAUCUUCCCGUCGUCUUACAAGCCUCAUAAGAGGUCGACGACAGGAGAUACGGCCUGGUUCCGAGCCAUGGCCACGACCCAAUCCGAGUCUUCUGUGCGCCUUGAGGACGUUGCGGCGGCCUACGAGGCUUCCCUACUGAUUCUCGUGUAUGACCUCGUUUAUCCAGCACUCGUGGAGACAGCACUUUAUGUCGUGCAUGCGACCUUGACUGCCUACUUUACCUACCAUCGAUGGAUCAAUCGAAAGAAGACACCUUUCGCAGACGUCUGGCUGUACGUGGCGUUCGCGAUGUUCGCUGCGCUCUCAGUAUACUGGGCCAUCGAAGACGUCUAUGGCUUGCGAGUCUUGACAAUAACAAUAAUACAGUCUAUCGAUGCUCAAGUCGGAAUAGGACCGACAUCUACUGCGGAGAUGAGCGUGGACCAACAAAUAACGGUUUCCACGGGCAUCGCCGUACUAGUCAUUUUUACCAUCGGGGAUUUCGUUGCCCUGUGGAGGGCAUAUGUCAUAUAUGGGCGGCCUCGAUGGCUUCGCAUAGCAUGGGUAGUCUUGAUGGUCACGAUUAUCCUUCUGCAAGCUGCUGUAGCUAUCUAUCUCGGCAUAAGAGAAAAUCCGCUCCUUGGCUUUACAUAUAUAAGUAUCGUCGGGAUACUCGCCACACUGUUGCCUCAGCUAUUGGCCACGUCAUUGAUUGCUAGGAAGACUUGGUUACACUGGAAAGACGUCCGCGAGUUCGCACACCACUCUGGCACACAAGUUAGCCUGGCUGUCCUCCUCGUUGUGACGGAGACAGGUUUGGUAUAUCUCAUCAUCUACAUCAUAUACGUAGCAAUCUGGAUCAAACAAUUGACAGUUAGCGGCCCCGUGAACUACCAUUUCUUCAUAUUCAUAGCGGCAAUGUACCCGGUCACCGUUCUCCUCCUUGUAUCUGCCAGGAAGUCGGUCCUCGAGCGUAGCAUCGAACUGGUUUCUACCAGGGACGUCAUGCGCUUCGCCGGACCUGGGCUGGUCAGCAGAACGCAAAGGUCGCACUCAGACGCCGAGGGUCGCCUCGAAUUCUCAGGGCUUAUGAGGCGGACGAUAGAUGAUGCAGAUGAACCCCUUGUGAACUCUGCACCUCCAAGAGUCGAAGUCAGCUUUGGAUCGACCGUCGAGAUGAGGAAUGCAAUUGAGCUAGCCGCAAAGGAGAGUGUUAAUUCUGAUGACGAAUCGGACGGAGACGGAGAAGAGGGCGAGCGGGUGCCGAUGCUGAACGACAACCUACACUCUGUGGCAAGCGAAGAGACGCCAGGGGAGAGCAGAGAUCUGGAAGUCCGAGCCACCGAGCUUGUCGCCGACAAGGCUGCCUAG